UUAUUUUUUGCACUUGCCCGCUCGCCGACAUGGCCGUCUGCAAGUUGCAUUGUGAAUUUUUUUUUUUUUUUAACAAGGCCGCGAAUCUCACGUUAAUAUCUGAAUGACAUUCAAAUUGAGAUUAUUCGUUGUGUUUACUGCGGUGUGAUGGGUUUGUCGGCGACCGAAGUGUAAUAGGCAUGAAGGUGAUCAGUCUUGACUGCUCCUUGGGUUGAGAUACCUGUUCCGUCGCAGAGGUCAGAAUCCCGGGCUGCUGGAAGAGUAAAGGACAGCGAGAGACAACCAGUAAAGAAGAGGACGUGUGGAAGCUCUGUGGAUCUUGUGGAAUGUUAUAAUCUACAGCAAACAUAAUUACUGUAUUGCCCUUCAUCACUGAAACACACAUUUCAUGUCUUGAAGACCGCGAUCAUCUUCAACAACUCGCAUUAAGAAUUGGAUAGUUUUCCAGUAACCUGACUGAACAGGUUUUAUUUUCUGUGAAUAGGUGUUUUGAGACAGGCAAAGUGGGAAACACCCACUUUUUGAAAACCCUUUUUAUCAUCAAGAUCUACUUUACAUUGUGUGCUGUGGGAGCUUAAGUUGCUAAUUCACCUGCUACUUCCUCCACUCCCCCUGCUUCUUGUCAGGGACAGUCACCUGACUGGGAGUGGGAGGUGGGUGGGCUGUAUUUUACUAAGUGUAGAGUUGGCUCAGGGGGUUUGUGCUAUGAUCACCUGCUCGUUACCGUGCUGCUCAUACUCUGCUUCUGAGGGACUCUCAGUGCGACCCCAGGACAAGGGAUAGUACGCGGGCAGAGGGCAAAGAGAAAGAGGAGGAGGCGGCGCUACGGCGCAGGCCAGGUGUUUCCUUGGCCUACCGUCCCUUUUUUGUGUGGUCAAUGCGGUAAGACCCCCGCACCCACCCAGACCGUAGCCAUGGUGAAACUGGCCAACCCAAUGUACACUCAAUGGAUCCUAGAGGCCAUCAAGAAGGUGAAGAAGCAGAAACAGCGACCAUCAGAAGAGCGCAUUUGCAAUGCGGUGUCCAUGGUCCAUUCUCUGGAUCGCAAAACGGUUUUGGAGCAGUUGGAGCUCAGCGUCAAGGAUGGUACCAUCCUUAAGGUCACAAACAAAGGUCUCAACUCCUACAAGGACCCUGAACACCCAGGGCGUUUGGCUCUGCCCAAGUCCAAAGGUUGUGGCAGCUCUGGAGGAGGAGGAGGUGGUGGCGGCGGCAGCAGCAGCAGUGCUGUUGGUAGUUCUCACUCCCAUUCUGGGAAGAAACCGGGACUUGACUGGAACAAGUUGAUCAAACGAGCAUUGGAGGGGCUCCAUGAGCCCGGUGGCUCCGGCUUAAAGAACAUUGAACGCUUUCUCAAGUGCCAGGCUGAUGUGGCGGCCUACUUGUCAAGCAGCGGCUCUAUGGGGUCUGGCCUCUUCCACCAGCAGCUGAGGGUGGCCCUGAAGAGGGCUGUGGCCCAUGGACGUGUGGCCAAGCAGGGUCCACUCUUCCAGCUCAUCAGCCGCAGCAGCGGCCUGGAUGACGGGACCGGGACAGUGUCUCUGGGGUCACUUCCACCAGUCCGGUUGUUGCCCCACGAGAAAGACAAGCCGGUGGCGGAGCCGAUCCCCAUCUGCAGCUUCUGCUUGGGCACCAAGGAGCAGAAUCGCGAUAAGAGGCCGGAGGAGCUCAUCUCCUGCGCCGACUGCGGCAAUAGUGGCCACCCGUCCUGUCUCAAGUUCUCCCCAGAGCUCACAGCGCGAGUCAAGGCUCUGUGGUGGCAGUGCAUCGAAUGCAAGACUUGCAGCAGCUGUCAGGAUCAAGGGAAGAAUGCGGACAACAUGCUGUUCUGUGACUCCUGUGACCGGGGCUUCCACAUGGAGUGCUGUGAUCCUCCCCUCACGCGUAUGCCAAAAGGCAUGUGGAUUUGUCAAAUCUGCCAACCCAGGAAAAAGGGAAAGAAGCUUUUACAUGAAAAGGCAGCACAAAUCAAACGGCGCUACAGCGCACCGCUGGGGCGGCCCAAGAACAGGCCGGGGCGGCCCUUUAAAAAGCUGGGCAGGCAUGGUCGGCGGAAGCGCUCGGCCUCCGCCCACUCCUCCUCCAGCUCCUCCUGCGAGGGUUACCCUGGUGACGACCGGCUACUUUUUUCGAUGCGGGACGACGACGACCUGUCGCAGGGCAGCCUACGCUUCAACAACAAGACCAAGGGCCUCAUAGACGCCCUCACAAAGUUCUUCACGCCGUCGCCUGAGGGCCGGAAGGCGCGGCAGGAAGUCGUGGACUAUUCGCAGCAGUGCCGCAUCCGAAAGAAAGCCAAUCGCAAAGGAGAAGGAGAUGAUAGAGACAAUCAGGAAGGCAGCGACUGGCGGGAUGAAGAUGAGAAACUUCCCGGACACGAGAACCUGACGGAAAAAGACAUCGAGCUGUUCAGACACAUCCAGGAGCUGGCACUGCAGAAAGUCGGGGUGACGGGUCCACCAGAUCCUCAGAUGCGCUGUCCGUCAGUUAUCGAAUUUGGCAAGUUUGAAAUCCAGACGUGGUAUUCAUCUCCAUACCCCCAGGAGUACAGCAGGUUACCCAAGCUCUACUUGUGUGAGUUCUGCCUGCGCUACAUGAAGAGUCGCAGCAUCCUCUACCAGCACAUGAAGAAGUGCAACUGGUUCCACCCCCCUGCUAACGAGAUCUACAGGAAGGAAGAUGUCUCUGUUUACGAGGUUGAUGGGAACGUGAGCACAAUCUACUGUCAGAACCUGUGUCUGCUGGCCAAGUUGUUCCUGGACCACAAGACCCUCUACUAUGAUGUGGAGCCCUUCCUUUUCUACGUCCUGACCCAGAACGACAGCAAAGGUUGCCACCUUGUUGGCUACUUCUCUAAGGAGAAGCACUGUCAACAGAAAUACAACGUGUCAUGCAUCAUGAUUCUUCCACAGUACCAGCGGAGGGGCUAUGGACGCUUUCUCAUCGACUUCAGCUACUUAUUGUCCAAGCGCGAGGGCCAGCCAGGAUCUCCAGAGAAGCCUCUGUCCGACCUCGGCCGACUGUCCUACAUGGCCUACUGGCGCAGUGUGGUGCUGGAGUGUCUCCACGACGUCCGCGACCGGCAGAUCACCAUACGACAACUAAGCAAGCUGACCGGGAUCUGCCCGCAGGACAUCACCACCACCCUGCACAGUCUGAGCAUGCUGGAUCAGCGAGGAGACAGGCUGGUCCUGGUGCGGCGGGAGAAGCUGGUGUCCAAACACAUGACUCGUCUCAAGGCCCGGCCGCGGCAGCUGGAUGUCGACCCCGAGUGUCUCCGCUGGACUCCCGUCAUCGUGACCAACACGGUGGUCUCUGAUGGAGACGACGACGAUGACGAGGAGGAGGAGGAGGAGGAGGAGGAAGAUGAAGAGGAAGAUGAACCAGAGGAACACAAACGCAAGGAGAUCAAACCAAGUCACAAGGUCCCACCAAUGUCCUGGCACAUGCGCCAAGGAAAGAAGAGGGAGGAGGAUGAGGACGAGGAGGAAGAAGAGGAAAGAAAGUGCUUCCUGGGGUUUCCCAUUAGCCAAAGCUCUCCCACUUCCCCUCCCAUUCGCUGUCCGCCCUCUGUCCCGGAGCCGCCACGCCCCCUUCCUCCAACAAAUGGACAACGCAGACCACGGGGGCGCCCACCCAAAAACUGGCCUUGGGGCAAAGUGAAAGACAGCGCACGGGUGGGACGGCCGCCUAAGAUCCGCCCCGUGGAGGACGAGGAUGACGAAGACGAGGAGAGAACGGAGGGAGGAAAAACCACAGGCUCUGCCACCGGCCCCCCCUCUCUUUUCUCCCUGGACAGACAGACAGAAUCCACGGCCUUUCACUUACUGGACAUGGCCAGACAUCCCUCCAUAACUCCCACGCGGAGAGGGCGGCCCCCAAGGAAAAAGAGAGGCCCUAAGCCCAGAUCGAUGGAGGGGCCUGAGGAGGGGCUGGCACAGGUUCCUAUGGUUUCCAGGUUGAAUGAGUCUCUUCUUGUCAGGAAGAGCUGCUUUAGUGAAAGCAGUGAAGAGGAGGAAGAUGACGAAGAUGAUGACGAAGAAGAUGAUGAUGAUGAUGAUGAUGAGAGGAGAGCGUGCUCCCCGCCCAUCCUCACCAAGCCUGCCUUGGGGCUCAAAUGCAAGAAGCCUCUGAGGAAGCGUCGCUUUCGUCAGCGCAGCCACCCUCACAGCAGCGUUGUGACGGAGACGAUCUCUGAAACCACAGAGGUGUUGGAUGAGCCUUUUGUGGACUCUGAAUCCGAGAGGCCGAUGCCCCGGCUGGAGGAGGAGACGCCACUGGGCCACCCACUGCACCGCUACCCACCAGCCCGCUCCGUCAUGAGGUUGUCUGACUCGGCACCGAAAAGGGGCCGCCACUCCAACCUCACAGAUUCAGAGGAAGACGAGCUAACGCCUAUGCUGAAGCCUGUGGCCGCUGUCCCAGCAACUCCAUCGGAGACCCUCGCGGCCAACCCGGAGGUCCCAGUCAAGAAGAAGAAAGGCUGGCCCAAGGGGAAGAGCCGCAAACCAUUGCACUGGAAGAAACAAGGUCCCGGAAAGCCGCCCGAGGGCGGAGCAGCCGCAGACGGCCAGGCCCAAAGUGGGGAUCCGCCACCCCCCAAAAUCAAGAUGAAGCCUGGCCGCAAGCCUCGGAGCUGGUACCUGCAGCGGGCCCAGGAGGAGGCAGAGAGGCUCGAGCAGGAAGGACAAAGGCAGUUGGAGCAGCAGCUGGACAAAGAUCCCCAGCUGCUCCAGGCAGACGACCGUCUCAGCAAGCGAGGCUGCAGAACCAACACCGACCGAGACACCAAGCAGAAAGACUCUGACGAAGAAGACUAUCACCCGAAGCCCGUGGAGCAGAAGGUGGCCAAGCGGCCAAGAGGAAGACCGCCCAAGAAUCGCGCCCUCUGCCCGCCACCACAGCCGGCCCCCAAACCGGCCCCCACCUCUGAGCCAGAGGAGGAAGAGGAGGAGGAAGAGGAGGCUGAAAGAUCCUGGGAGGAAGAUAAACCCAGCCGUCCGCCGUCCCGUGCCCUGCUGACCCCUUCGUCCUCGUCUUCCACUUUAGGGCCCCGGGCCUCACAGUCCCGGCCUCAGGACACGGAUAUGGGUGACAGGGAAGAGGAUGAUGAUGAUGAUGAGGAGAGGGAGGAAGAGGAAUGUGGCAGCAUGGGCAGCGGUGGUGGAAGUAUCAACAGGCGAGCAGCAGUUACACCCGGCUCAGGAAGCAGGCGCAGCGAAGACCACGAUGCCGAUGAUGAAGGUGAUGGACACUUGGAGGACAAGAGCAACGACAGCAGCAGUAAGAAAAGAAAAAGCCAGGACUCUGAAGAUGACGAUGAAGAUGAGGAGGAGGAGCCCGCCUCCCUUGCAAGCUCUCCUCCGGUCAAAGAAGAACCCCAAGGCGGAGAGGCUUUUUUAGAAAUGGAGAACAGCGUGGCGAGAGACUACGUCAGCAAGCAGGAGGAGGAAGAAGAGGAGGAGGAGGAGGAGGAGGCUGAGGAGGAGGCGCAGGAGGCCAAGUGUCGGCCCUCCUCGGCCGACCCGCAGCAGGAGGAGAGGCGGCGCCGAGAGCAGGAGGAGUCCGCCGCAGCAGCCGCGGCGGUGGAGACCGUCACAGCCAUGUCGGUUCCCUCCGAGCCGAUGGAGCUCCAGUCCCUCCACCCGGACGACAAGGACGUCACGCUGCUGAUGGAGCCCCAGCACCCGCACCAGCACUGCGACUUCAAAGAGGAGCUGGGCCACCAUCACCCACACCACCACCACUCCAAUGAGCUGGACCUGGAGACGAUGCAGGCCGUCCAGUCGCUCACACAGGGGGAGGCCCAGGACGAGGAGGUCGAAGCCCCGCCGCACCACGGGACCUACCAGGACUGCGAGGAGACCCUCGCGGCCUGCCGGACCCUGCAGAGUUACAGCCACGCGGGGGAGGCCGAGGAGGAGGCGCUGGCCUUGGUGGAGGAGUGCGGGGCCUCCCAGCACAGCAGCCCCCUCCCGAACCCCUCAGGGCUGCCCCUACCCGGUCAGUCUGUGCGCUCGGUGAACAGUCCGGGGUUGCCCUCGGGCAUCAUGGACGCCACACCGGCGGGGCAGAGGGGAGGGACGCCGGGCCCGACUGGAACAGGGGGAAGCGGUGGAGGAGCUGGAGGGGGCUACACCCAGAUCACGCCGGAACAUCCCAGUUCCCUUUCUGCCCCCUCCCAGCAGAACAUGGAGACGUCGCCGAUGAUGGACGUGCCGUCGGUGUCCGACCACUCGCAGCAGGUGGUGGACAGCGGCUUCAGCGACCUCGGCAGCAUCGAGAGCACGACGGAGAACUACGACAACCCCAGCAGCUACGACUCCACCAUGGGCGGAGGGGGGAACGGAGGGGGAAUGUCAGCUGCCGUAGUUUCGGGAGCCACCACAGCCUCCUCAUCGUCGGCCUCCUCUUCUUCAAGCUCGGCCACCCCGUCCUCCCAGUCCAACAGCUGCUCUUUUGUGCCAGCCCCCAGCCUCACAUCCUCCACGGGGACGGGCGGGUCCCAACUGGGGAUGGGCAGCUGCAGCCUCAUCCAGCAAGCGGGGCCAGGGCCCAACGGCGGACCAGGUGCCAGUAAUGUAGGCAGUGCUGGACCCCAGCCGCCCCCGCCCCCACCCCCGUCUAAUACCCCCAAUUGUGGCAUUAAGUCCCCUCAGAGCUGUGGUGUGAUCGAGAGGCCUCCCAGCACCAACCAGCAGCAGCAGUCCCAAAAAAAGGGUCCUCAGCAGCAACAAGCGCCCAACCCUCAGCCUCCACCACCCGCAACACCGCAGCAACAGCAGCAACAGCAGCAGCAACAACAACAACAACAACAACAGCAACAGCAGCAGCAGCAGCAGGCCCUGUCCCAGUGUAGCAUGGGCAAUGGCUUCGCCUCCACGCCCAUGAUAAUGGAGAUCCCCGAGAGUGGCGGAGGAGGGGGCCGCACCCUGUAUGAGCGCAUGGGUCAGGACUUUGGCACGGGGGGCUACCCUCAGCCCUCGGCCACCUUCAGCCUGGCCAAACUCCAACAGCUCACCAACACCAUCAUGGACCCCCAUGCCAUGCCCUACUCCCAUUCAGCCUCUGUCACUUCCUACGCCACCAGCGUGUCUCUCUCCAACCCCGGGCUGGCCCCAUCCCCCCACACCACCCUCCCUCAGGGCCAGCCCACGAUGACCCCGCCUCCCAACCUUAGCUCUGGCUCCAUGAACCUGGGCUCCCUGCAGCUACAAUGCAACAUGCCCACCGCCAACAUUGGUUUGGGGCCCCCGCCGCACACGCAGCGGCUACAGGGCCAGAUGGCCACGGUCAAAGGUCAUAUUUCCAUCCGGUCCAAAGCCACGCAGCAGCUGGCCCCGGCCCCGCACCAGCAGCAGCUCUACGGCCGCAGCUCGGGGGCCGUGGCCAUGCAGGGCUCGCCGCGCACCUUGGCCGUGCAGCGCGGCAUGAUGCCAAACCUAAUGCCCACUCCAGCACCGUACAACUCCAUGAACAUGCCCCUCAACGCCAUGUCGGCCGGUUACAGAAUGCCCCAACCCAUGAUGAACAGUGGUUACCACGGCAACCCCCCUUACAUGAAUCAGCCAGCUCAGUACCCCAUGCAGAUGCAGAUGGGCAUGAUGGGAGGGCAGGGUUACCCGCAGCAGCCGAUGCAGCCCAAUCACCAUGGCAACAUGAUGUACACUGGCCCCUCCCAUCACAGCUAUGCUGGCGUCCCUAAACAGUCACCUUACAUGAGCAGAUGAGCAGCCGAGAACUGAGGAAGGAGACAUGAGGCAAGAGCUGAUACUCGCUGUACUCUAGAUGUCCAUUACUCCUGUUCACCCUCUCCAGCGCUGCGGCGGGCGCCGGGCCGAGGAGGUGAUCGGAGACGGAGGAGGCUCUUUGGGUCUCCUGUUUUUCUGUGUCGUCAUUUUGUCCCUUUGUUUUCUUUUUGGGUGAAAAUGUGGGCUCGUUUCCCCUCCCCACCCAGCUGGUUGUGUACGGGAACAAGUGGGGCUCCGGGUCGGGGGGGGGUGCACAUGGACCUCUGCCGCGCCGCUUCAGGCCAGGCCCGCGCAUCCCUCCCGUCAUGUGACUCUACACAGGCCCGGGAGGCGCCUUCUCCACGCGAUGCGCACCGGGGACCGGAGGGGACGAGAAGGACGAGAAGGACGCACAGAGAAGGACAACACAGGAGCGCCUCGCUCCGUCAGACUGCGAAUGAAAAACAGUGGUUAUCUGAAUAUAUCCAACAAUGCACACAAUCUUUUAAUUGAUAUAGGAAGCCUUACCUUGAAAAAAGAGACGAUGAAACAUGAUGGGCGGACUCGUUGUUUUGUUAAAGAUAAUGUUGAAUCUUAUUUUUGUUGUUCAUUGUUUAUUUUAUUUUUUAUACUUGUGUGCAGUCUGACCUCUUAUAUGCUUUGGUCUUUAUAUGUGUGGCAUUCUGAAAUGGUGACGACACCCUCUCGCUCUCUCCGAAACACCCAAACACCGAGUCCCAGAGCAGCGUGGGAGCGCGAGCUGUUUCCAGAGUCUCUGUCUUCCCGGAGGGACCUUGUACCAAAGACAGCAAAGACACAGGAGAGACGAGCGCGUUGCUGUCUACGACACGCCCACCAAUACAACAAGUAGCAUUAUUUUACAGUUUGCCGCCACACUGAAAACAUUUCGAUGUAAAUAUUCUGGUACUUCCCAAACACAAGCGCGCACACACACACCUAAAAACACACACAGACGCCGGCUAGCUAUUGCCAAACGGUGGCUAGCUCGGGGAAAGUACAACAUUAAACUAAUGUCCACACUCCGCUGACAGACGGUGUCCUAUGUCAGCCUCUUUUUAUUUGUAUUUAAUUUUUUGUUCUAGCGGUUUAGGGAAUGCAGAACAAACAGUGCCAUUUCCAUUGAACUGCUUUUGAGGAGAGUCGGUUAACUAUUGCUGACCCCUCUUACGUGUUAGUGGCCGACCGAGGUCCAGGAGUCUGCUUUUGAAUGGUGUCUUGGGUUAAAUAAAACUGUAUUUCCUCCUUUUUCCUUUCUGCAAAAUUCUGCACUUCCAUUGGCUAGAAACAUGGCAGUAGACAAUUAGCCUUUAAAAAAGGCGUGCCUAAAUGCCUGAUCUAGUGCAUGGAUUGGCCCCUCACACAGAGGCACACUCAUAGAAAGCAGGGUCGAAGGUGAGAAAGUGUUCGAGGUUCUGUUGGUUGUGGCGUUCAACUGGCAGGUGUGAAACGGUUGACCUUGUUGCUCCAUGUACCAGUAUUCAAAGUCAAAAGAGGAGUUUUCAUUUUCUUGCAGACCUGACAUUGCAUACUUUUAUUUGUGUGUAUUGUUCUGUUCUGUACUUAUGUUGUUUUUUUCCUUUUUUGGGGGUUUCUUUCUGAAUUUGAUCAGACUGGGCAGCUUUCUUUUAUGACACGAGCUGACUCUUUUUGACUUUAGAAAAACCUAUUGUAGAGAAAAUGUUUUUUCUAUAAUAUAAAAAGGAAACUCUGACAUUGAUAUUGGUACUGUCAUUUUUUUCACUUCUGUUUCAGGAAAAAAAAACAAUACAUAUUUUUUAGCUCGCCUCUUGGGUAAUAAUUACUAAGAAAUUCAAAAUUUACCAAAAUUACCACUCACUUUUAGUGACUUUAAGAUGCCUUUAACCUCUCCAUUCCAUCUCAUCUCUAGAGUUUUUCUAUCUUUGUGUAGUUAUAUUAAUGCUAUUUUAAACAAAAAGGACUACAAAUAUCUAAAGGUCACUUGGCAUUCUUUUCUUUUUUUACUGUGUGUAUAGGAUGACUUCCUUACAUUAAGAGGCAUGUAAAAAGGAGCUCAGUAUAUUUCUGUCUGUUUAUAUCGCUUCCCCUUUUGUAUCCUUUGUAAUUGUACAUGUUGCGUUGUAUGCUAAGAGAGCGCAAAAUAAAGAGAGGAGUGGCAGCUGGGCACACGGUGAUGGUUGGAAUGCGCUCAGCGGCUUCAACUCUCUACUCUGUCCCUGUAUGUAUUUCCAUUUAUUCUGUUUUUUUUAAUUUCCUUUCUUUCUUAGCAAGUACUUUCAAAGAACUCUGUACAUUUUAACAUAAAAUGAAAAUAAAUUAUGUUGAGCCAUU
Molecule: messenger RNA, 10061 nt
Organism: Pseudoliparis swirei
Lineage: Eukaryota; Metazoa; Chordata; Actinopteri; Perciformes; Liparidae
Gene: kat6a
Product: K(lysine) acetyltransferase 6A
Exons: 17
Coding region: 915-7730 (2271 amino acids)
Biological process (GO): nucleosome assembly; regulation of DNA-templated transcription
Cellular component (GO): nucleosome; MOZ/MORF histone acetyltransferase complex
Molecular function (GO): histone acetyltransferase activity; DNA binding
Source: RefSeq, a predicted model, not a curated record